UCGAGGCAGAAACUACGUCAGAGGAAGUCGUAAAAAAGAAUUUUUCGAAUUGCUUUGUGGCGCUCUGCUGGCAUAGGACUGUAGCUUUUACUUUUGAAUAAAAUGGCUGAUGUCUCGAAGCUUGUAUAUUCCAUUCUGAAAUUUCUUGGUGAUCAAAAAACCUCAGGAAACUUAAGUGAUGAUGCUGUGGAAAGCCUGGAAGUGGCUAUUCAGUGCCUGGAAUCAGCCUAUGGAAUAAAUACCAACGAACCUGAAAGUGCAUCCAAAUAUUAUGUGGACAAAAAUCUUUUAGAUAUUUUCAAUUCUCAUACAAGUUCUGAGAAAACUGAUAAUUUUGCUGCAAAUACCUUGCAUGAGCCAACUCCUGAAGACAGAGUUGAAGCUGAAAAGCUUAAAAAUAAAGGAAAUGACUUCAUGAAAGCAGAGAAAUUCUCCGAAGCACUAGAAUGUUACACAAAGGCCAUAAAGUUGGACAACAAAAAUGCUGUUUAUUAUUGUAACAGAGCUGCAGCCUACAGUAAAUUAACUAAACAUACAUCAGCUAUCCAAGACUGUAACAGUGCAUUGGCCAUUGAUCCUAGCUACAGCAAGGCAUAUGGUCGGAUGGGAAUGGCUUACCUUGAGCUUGAGAACAAUGAACAAUCUCACGAAUGCUACAGAAAAGCUUUGGAGUUGGAUCCAAACAAUCAGAGCUACAAGAAUAAUUUAGAGAUGGUUGAGCAGAGACUUCGGGAACAAGCUAUGGGGGCUGGAUUAGCUUCUGGUGCUGCUGGACAAAAAGGCUUUGAUUUGUCAAGUAUAGUUAACAAUCCAGCACUUAUGAACAUGGCUGCUAACCUUAUGUCAAAUCCUCAAAUGCAGUCCAUGAUGUCCAAUCUUAUGUCCUCAGCAGCUGGUGAAGGAAGCAAUGGAGGCCUUACCUCUUUAUUACAAGCAGGGCAACAGCUUGCCACACAGAUGCAGCAACAGAACCCAGACUUAGUUGCACAGCUCCGCAGACAAGCUAACAUUUUGAAUGGAGAACAACAGACUAACUCUGAAGAAACUGAUAACAAAGAGUGACAUUCCAAGUGUAAAGAACACUGAUGCUAUGAUGGUGUGUUGUCCAUGUAAGACUGGAUGUGCACUGUUCAAAUUGGCUACUACAAACCAAGCAGAAAGCCUAUAUAUAUGUAUUUAUAUAUAUAUAUAUAGCAUUAUAAUAGAGGGACUUAUAACGAAUAAAUCUUUAUAUAAAUAGGACUUAUAAUGAAUAAAUCUUUAUAAAGAAGUAAUGGCCAAAUCUGUACAGAAUUUUGUAGCAAAUAUUUCCUGUAUUUCCAUAGGAAUGUUGUUAUUCUAUGCAAUAUCUCUAUUGGUUGUACCUACAAUGUACCAUUGUCGUAAUAUCAACAGUAUGACUGAUCAUAUGCUAGACAUUCAUCAAUCAAGAGAAUUAUAACUAACAAGCAAAAACUAGCUGGUGUGGAAGUGCAAUGUGUUUUCUUUCUUCCUCUACAGUAAUUUGGCUGUGACCAAGCUGCAAUUUGUAAGAAAUUUUAGCUGGCCCCUUUCAUUUUUUUUUCAUUGUUCUAGCCAUUUGCUGUAAGUCCUUUUAAUAUCCUUCCCAUCUACUUUUGAUGUUUCAUGUCAGUCAUUGCACAAAUUCACAUUAGCAUAUGAACUUUUCCUCAUCAAAACAGGAUCCAUCUGCUUUUUUUAGAUAACAUUGCUGCCUCCAUCCACUUCAUGAUGUGAUAAACUUUAUUUUUAUUCUUCCUAGACCUAUUCUCUGUAGACAUAUCAGCCAAAGAACGGUUUUUGUCACCAUCAUGAAUGUGGCUGUUUGUAGACCUGCUCUCUGUAGAUGUACCAGCCUGAGAAAGGUCCUAGCUAAUCUUUCAUCAGUUUUGAAAAGUAUUUUGUUUAUAUUUACUGCCCUCCCCCUUCACUACUCACACAUACACACAUAAAUCCAAGCAUUUUUAGUGAAUUUAAAAAAAAAAA
Octopus sinensis (East Asian common octopus) is the source of this 1986-nucleotide messenger RNA. Its product is annotated as small glutamine-rich tetratricopeptide repeat-containing protein beta. Lineage: Eukaryota; Metazoa; Mollusca; Cephalopoda; Octopoda; Octopodidae. Gene Ontology annotation, biological process: post-translational protein targeting to endoplasmic reticulum membrane. Gene Ontology annotation, molecular function: molecular adaptor activity; protein binding. The coding region runs from base 103 to 1062 and encodes 319 amino acids. The transcript is spliced from 12 exons. Gene Ontology annotation, cellular component: TRC complex; membrane. The record is from RefSeq and is a predicted model, not a curated record.